AUGGUCAAGGGUGGGGGUAGCAUAGAUGUGUGGGUGAUGGAUGAGUAUGGGGUGGCUGAAUCAUGGGUGAAGCGCAAUAAUGUCUCCUCACAGUGUAUCAGUAGCUUCUUUUUUGGAUAUUCAUCACACAAUGAGAUUUGUAUUGUAAAUGACAGCGGUCAUCUUCUUUUGUACAAUCCAGCUGCACAAGAGGAUAAUAUCUUGAAGAAAUCUUUUUAUGAGAAUUACCGUGUGAGUAAAAUCGUGGAGUAUGUUGACAGCCUUGCUUGGGUAGCAUCUGCCAUUCGGUGA
Molecule: messenger RNA, 291 nt
Organism: Lactuca virosa
Lineage: Eukaryota; Viridiplantae; Streptophyta; Magnoliopsida; Asterales; Asteraceae
Source: the annotation of a GenBank genome assembly